GUUGCAUACGCAACAGCACUGUGCCAUUUGCACUUAAGACUGGCAAUCAUAGGAAGCAAAGACGGGUGCAAAGAGAGACAGAAAAGAAGAGGAGGAGGACGGUCAUUCUGUGCCAUGUUGGCUGAAGGUUUUCUCAGAGUGCUGCGUUACAGGGAGGAGAGAAAGUUUGCCACUGCUUCCAAGAUUAAGAGAUCGCAGACACACACUCCUGGUGCAGAUCAGUUCAGCGGUAUUCUCUCUGAGUCCAUCUCUACAGAUCUACAGACAGAUUCAGCCGAAGCAGGUCCAAACCAGGAAGAACUAGACACCACCCAAUUCCAGGGACUGAAGGUGGUGCCUCAAGUUCCUGUAGGCCUCUUGAUCCCUGGGUGUCCACCUGACCCUACAGUUUUCCUAGACAGCUGUAGCCUCCUGGACCAGUACCCAGACCUGCAGGUGGCCGACUCAGGCCGCAUCUCACACAACCCACUGAGAGCCACCAUCCCCCAGCAAGGUUUUCACACUCAGCCUCUUGCCACGGAUGCCUGGCGUCACCCAGAAUGGGCAACCCAACAGGGGCCACGAGGCGAGCCUGUCUUAUCGAUACCAGACCAGGGUUAUCUGGUUAUGGGGGCCAGUGUGAACAACAGCUUGGAUCUACCCGGAUCAGGCUUGGAGCCUAUGUCUAACUCUGUGCUGAAUGGGCUGCUGGAGAAACAGCUGGAAGAGGUGUACAUGCAGCAUCUGACUGACAACUUGGCUCGAUGUAACUCCCACCUGGGGAACAGCCUCCUGCACGGCCUGGUGCCUCUGCCACACGGGCUGGGGCCGGACUCACUGGAGGCCGGUCUGGAACAGGGAUCAGGAGGGGACAGCGGAAAGAAGAUUAGUUAUCUGAGCACCCAGAACUUAGUUCCCUGCUCGUCCAACUUCAGCUCCCCUGUGCUGAGGAUUUCAGAGGCUGAAAGUACUCAUCUGCAAUGAAUGCAAUCAUGUGCACUCCCUGCAAAAGUAUUAUGUUCUAUUAUGUGAUGCUCAGCUAAAGGCUUUUUUGUUGUUGUUGCUUCUGCACUUCUUAACCUCCAAGUUUACACAUACCCACAUGCAACUGAGACGUGAAAACAAGUGCAAUUCAUUAAAUCGUGCUUAUUUUUUUAGACCUAUAUUUACAACAUGUCUUUGUUUACUUGCUUGCUGAAAUUAAGCCUCAAAUGUACAUGCUCUCAUGUGCCAUCUGCUGUUAGUUUUAGGAGCUACACCAUCUUGUAUUCACCUGAGUAAUUUUGAAACAAAGUGUAAUCCAGCGUAAGAUUAUGAAUUUAUACUGCACAUUGAAGUUGCCUUGUAAAUAGAGAUGUAACCUGUGAAUGAAUCCAUCUAGUCUAAAUGAAGUAAAAUAAGAUUCCAAUCAACACAUUUGUUUUUUAAGUGAUAUGUUGUAUAUAAGUCUCUCAAUAAUGUUUAGACAUACAUUCAUUAUAUUAAAUGGUUAAUGUGG
Messenger RNA from Perca fluviatilis (European perch), 1477 nucleotides. RefSeq lists its product as uncharacterized. The record is from RefSeq and is a predicted model, not a curated record. NCBI's taxonomy places the organism in Eukaryota, Metazoa, Chordata, Actinopteri, Perciformes, Percidae. Gene Ontology annotation, biological process: regulation of toll-like receptor signaling pathway. Bases 115 to 963 code for a protein of 282 amino acids. The transcript has 2 exons.